This is a messenger RNA of Papaver somniferum (opium poppy), 1974 nucleotides long. RefSeq names its product dual specificity protein phosphatase 12-like. Bases 378 to 1466 code for a protein of 362 amino acids. The transcript has 7 exons. NCBI's taxonomy places the organism in Eukaryota, Viridiplantae, Streptophyta, Magnoliopsida, Ranunculales, Papaveraceae. Gene Ontology annotation, biological process: protein dephosphorylation. The record is from RefSeq and is a predicted model, not a curated record. Gene Ontology annotation, molecular function: protein tyrosine/serine/threonine phosphatase activity.
GAUUUAGUGUACUUAAUUUGGAUUUUUCCCCUCACCUAAACAAAAUAUUCGGGAAGGAAAAAGAAAAAGAAAAAGAUGCUUUAGAAAAGAAAAGAAAUGGAAGGAAAAUUCUUAAAUUUUACAACAUCCAAUAAACCUCAUCCAAUUGGCUCCUCCUGAAACGGUUACUUCUCUGCUCUUCUUAUUCAUUCAUCAUCAUAAAAGAUAGAGAGCAACAGGAUAAUAAGCAAAGCACAGACAAAAAAAUAAAAAAAAUAAAUAGGAAAGCAAUAAAAAGAUCUUCAAUUUUCUUUUCUCCAGGUGACUUCAGUUUGGGGUUUGAAUUAAAGAAGAGUGAAAGAAAUUAGGGUUUUGAGCAACAUAGUUAUUUGGCAGCUAUGCCGUAUUUGGUUAGAGAACGUCUUUUUAUCGGUAAUAUUAAUGACUCUGCUGAGAUUCUUCAAGAUGACAACACUGAGUUUAAAUUUAUUGUCUCUCUUCUUAACUCAACUUCGAUAUCGUUUUUCAACGAAUGGCGACCUUCUAUUACUGUAAAUGCAAAAGAAAUCAGGAAAGUGUUUGUUGGUGGUUCUGAAAAUGCUUCUUCAACUUCUCAAGAUGAUGAUAGUUUAGGUGGUAAAUCACAAAAACUUUUGUAUUCACUUGAAAAUGCUGGAAAGGAUUUGAAAUUGGUGAGAAUGGCAGUUCCAGUGAGAGAUAUGGAGAGUGAGAAUUUAUUGGAUUAUUUGGAGGUAUGUUUGGAUUUUAUUGAGGACAGUAGAAAACAAGGAUCUGUCUUAGUUCAUUGCUUCGCAGGCGUAUCGCGAAGCGCAGCUAUUGUUACAGCAUACCUGAUGAGAAGUGAACAAUUAUCUCAGGAAGAUGCGCUUGAGUCUUUAAGACAAAGCUGUGAGUUUGUUUGCCCCAAUGAUGGCUUUCUGGAUCAGUUAAAAAUGUUCGAAGAGAUGGGUUUCAAAAUUAAUCGUGCAAGUACCAUAUACAAGCGAUUUCAACUGAAAGUGAUGGGCGAUUCGUACAACAGAGGUGAGAGGAUAGACAGUUCAAAAUUUGGUGUUGAUCCUGGGUUACCCACAUCAACCAUUUCUUCUGAGGUCUCCGCAUCUUCAGAAGAAGCAAAGCGAAUGCCUGCUUACCGGUGCAAAAAGUGCAGGAGAAUUGUUGCACUAGAAGAGAAUCUGGUAGGGCAUGAACCUGGAGAGGGUGAGUCAUGCUUUGAGUGGAAGAAGCGUAAAAACUCCAAGUCAUCAAAAACAUAUGAUGAGCAUGAGUGCUCUUCCAUCUUUGUUGAGCCCCUGCAAUGGAUGAAGUCAGUGGAAGAAGGUGCAUUGGAAGGAAAGCUAUCAUGUCUCCAUUGUGAUGCUCGCCUUGGUUACUUUAACUGGUCAGGCAUCCAGUGCAGUUGCGGGAGUUGGAUCACUCCGGCAUUUCAACUCCAUAAGGGUCGAGUUGAUAUCAGCGUCCUUUAGUGAGUGUCGCUUUUCCCCAAAGAAAAAGUAAAAAAAGUAUGAUUUUUAUGAAUCCCACAGGUUUCAAUUGGAUGAGGUACCCAGCGACCAUUACUACACCCCCCAAGAUAUAUUUUUGAAGUCCGAAAGGGAGGUAAGAAAGUUUUCAACGCUUAACGGCAGUACAACAAUUCUCGGAAUUCUUCUUCAGUUUUAUUAGUAUACAGUUAUGAGCACUAGUCGCUGAGAUUUAGAUCUUGUUACAGAAAUUAGAAUGGUGAUAUGAACUACGCCUCUGCUAGCUCGAUUAAUUCAUAAAUGAUUGUACUCCUUGGUAUAGUUCUGCUUACCACACGUUGUGGCAGUGUGAACAUGUGCUGAUGCAAAUGUUUUGGAUGCUUGGUAAAAGAAACAUAUAUAUUGCAGAAGGCAGGAAUUUCUGAUAGUUUUUCUCUUUCUUUUGUUAAUUUCCUUUUUUUUGUGAGUCGGCUAUUGUGAUCUCUGGUUAAAUGAAUGUUGAUGUUUGAUA